AUGUCUCUUUCAUUUUUGUCACGUUGUGUUACUCAUGACCAAAAACAUCAACGAAAAUCUGAAGAAGCUGAAAGUGAGAGUACUUCAGAGACUUCACGAAAAGCUUCAAAAAAACAAAAAACUGUAGUUGCACCUGAACGGUGUUCUGAAUGUAUUUUCAGACAAUAUUCGGAUCUUACAAGAGCUGCCAAGUCCUUAAGAAUAAGUUCUGGUUCUGAUUCCAGAUCCCGUUCCAGCUAUGACUUAAAAGAUCUCCCUUCUGAUGCAUCUAAAUUCACAGAAGAAGAUAUUGUGGCACUUAAUGCGAUCUUCAAACCGGCAGACGAUGAUAAGAUUAUCAUGCCUGAUGUUGAAGUCACGGACCCUUCGAGUCAAUACCUUCUCCCAGACAUCAGUCGUGAUGUUCUCAAAAAGCAAAAUUUUGAUGUUCGGAUGCUUAAUACUACAGAUAAAUUU
This is a messenger RNA of Funneliformis caledonium, 456 nucleotides long. The record is from the annotation of a GenBank genome assembly. NCBI's taxonomy places the organism in Eukaryota, Fungi, Glomeromycota, Glomeromycetes, Glomerales, Glomeraceae.